Leptidea sinapis is the source of this 15066-nucleotide messenger RNA. It is a transcript of the gene Ephrin, whose product is annotated as ephrin-A4. Gene Ontology annotation, biological process: axon guidance; ephrin receptor signaling pathway. The record is from RefSeq and is a predicted model, not a curated record. NCBI's taxonomy places the organism in Eukaryota, Metazoa, Arthropoda, Insecta, Lepidoptera, Pieridae. The transcript has a single exon. Gene Ontology annotation, molecular function: ephrin receptor binding. The coding region runs from base 425 to 1207 and encodes 260 amino acids. Gene Ontology annotation, cellular component: plasma membrane.
UCCGCGAGGCGCUACGUUGCCUAUCUCCGCGCCGCCCGUUCAUACAAAGAACGCCUCAAAAUUGUAAAAAAGUGUGUGAUGUAUUGAUUAAUUUCAACGUAUUUCAAACACAGAAAGCAUCCUUGUACAAAAUCAAACGCGUUCGGUAUCAUAUUCAUUCAGUUUUAGUGAUAAUAGUGAGCUUUUGUAGGGGCCACGUCCCAUAAAAUUCCACAUUUAUCGUUAAAUAAAAUCUAGUGUGGGGCGAAAUGGUGGAUUGCUGUGGCGUUAGUGAAAAGGUUUUUACCAUGCUAUAAGACGUUUUACAGACGUAUUGAUGAACAAAUUGUGUGACUAAAUAUGGAUUGGUAUUGUGUAUGAUUGUGGAUAGAAGAUUUUGUGUUGUGUUGUGUAUAGUAUGCGAUCAGUGAAACCAUAAAACAUAAUGGUGUCCUUCGGUUACUUUGGCCUACGUCAGGCGCCCUGGACCCUUUUAGUAUUAAUAUUCUUCUUUGAAAGCGCGAUGGGUAAUCUCGCAAAGUCAUUUUACAUCCAUUGGAAUACCACAAAUAGCAUAUUCAGAAUAGACAACACAGACCAUGUCUUUGAUUUGAAUAAAGGGAACACUCAGUUUGAGUAUGAUCAAGUAAAUAUACUGUGUCCUGUGUAUGCUCCAGGGACUUUUGAGGAGGAUACAGAAAAGUAUAUAAUAUACAAUGUUAGCAAAGAAGAGUAUGAUACGUGUAGGAUAACAAAUCCGAACCCUCGUAUAAUAGCUAUAUGCGACAAACCGCACAAAUUGAUGUACUUUACGAUAACCUUUAGACCAUUUACACCGCAGCCUGGUGGGCUGGAGUUCCUGCCAGGGAAGGAUUAUUAUUUUAUAUCAACGUCCAGUAAAGACGAUCUGCAUAGACGCAUCGGGGGACGGUGCCUCAGUCAUAACAUGAGGCUGGUGUUCCGGGUUUGCUGCAAGCCUGAGGAGCAGUCUCCAGUGCCAGCUCCUCAGCCGACGCUGCCACCACCUCCGUCCCCUCCAACUAUUCCACCGACUACACCCAGCACCACAACAGCGAAAGCUGUUACGAAAAAGACGCACAAGUACGACAAGUCGCCAAACGAGGUUGUGAAGAGCGAGGAACUGUCUUACUCACGCGGGGCAGCCCUGGCUUCUUCCAUAGCCCUGGCGCUCGCCGUGAGCGCCGUGUUGGCUCCGCUGGCUCGGUGAAUGUGCGCCAAAGCGACGCGGCCCCCGCGUCCCGAGGCAAAGCCCUAUUCAGCCCAAGACACACAGACACUGCAAUAUCUACGACCAGACUCUCUAGUCUAUACGUGAAUUGGUGUGUGUUGUGACAAAUAUGUGUGUGCACUCGUGGAUUGAGGAUUUCAGUGCGUAAGUGGCUAGUAUGGGGUUAGACUGUGCGUUUCCUAGUUUCCAGAAAGUUCCAAUGACAAAAUCUUAGUUUUUAAGGGACUGCGCCUAAUAUUAAUAUUACUAUAAUCAGGCCUAUGAAUAAUCGAAGACCUUUAGCAGAUGCUGCCGAUAGUUGCGUAUUAUAAACAUAUUAUAUAUUAAUAUUAAAAGUUAACAAUAUGUAUGUAACAUAGGUUUCUUAAAACAUUAGGAAUUAAAUUUUUUAUAUUUUCACUAAUGCAAUGAAGGAUAUUUGAUUAAGAAAUAGAAUUCAAUUAAAUUUAGGGGAAAAUAUUAUUUAAAAGUUAGUCUCUAGUUUAGUUCGAAAACAAAUUUAUUCAUAUGAUUAACGCUUAAAAAUUUUAUUUAUACGAAAUUUCGGGCAAACCACUUGUCCUGACGCACUGUGAUUUUGGUUUUAUUUAGGGUGUAAUUUUUGUCUAUGCUUUUUAUGUGAUAUUGAAUUAAUGUAUUUAAAAGUGCAUUUUCACCUCAGUAAUUAUCAUGACUGAUUUUAUUGCUUUUUUUAUUGAUUUACGCAAGCUUAUUUUCGAUAUUAUUGUUUUUCUGGUGACUUUAUGUCAUACAAUACUCACUUUGAAGGAAACUUCAAUACGGCAAUAUUACCUUUGCCAGCAAUAGCCCAAUUACCGUCUUCAUUGAUUGGUUUCUGCCUUGAUUUGACAAUUUGUAUCAGUGGACAAUAGACAACAUUAUGUUUAAAUACGCCAAAACUACAAAACUUAGCUAUUUUGCAUUCGUUUAGGUUUAUGUGCCUGUUUUUAAAAAGUCACACUAGAAUUGCUUGCAGAAAAUAUUUGGAAGUUGUUCGUAAAUUUUGUAUCAUUCAACUACCUACUUUCUAACUAAAAACCUAUUUGUAAAUAAACAAAAUCGUCCAAAUCGUACAAUAGAAAUUAGAAAUCUUACUUAUUUAUCUCGUAUUAUCAUAUCAAUAACGUGCAACUUUGCAAAAUUUCACUAAUAAAGGCCCAAUAUAAAGUUGUCCAGAUAUGAAAGUAGGUAAAUUAAGUUGUGGGUUACCUACUUAAAUACUUUACUGGGAAGAAUUCUUAUUAAUAUCAUUCUUUUCAAGCAAAGAAAAAUUAUAUUGCAAGUUGGUCUCUGAAUUUCGUUUCAUGUAAUUUUUAUAUUAUACAGUGACAAAGUUAAUUUGUGGCAAAAUAUCAAAACGAUUUCAAAAUGGCAGAUGAAACUGAUACAAAUUAACAUCAUAUUAUAAACAACGAAGCACUUUGUGCCAUCAUUUACAAUAAAAUAGUCAAAUAGUUAAAGUAGUUGAAAUAGACCGGUUUUCUGUUAGACAUACGCAUUUUAGUGGCAGUAUAUUUUAAAAUAGCUUAAGAUCAUUUGAGUUUCAUAUUAUAUUGAUGUUAUUAGGUAUCAAAGACGCAUUCCGAAUCAUAAAGGUCCAAAUCCAACGAUAAAUUAAAUGCCUUAAUGUGUGUUCAUAAUCUAAAACGUAUUAAGUAUAUAAAAUUGAAAUUUAUAGUAAAACCAAAGUAAAUAUUGGUAUAAACUAAAUUAGAAAUAUAAACAUUGAUGCUAAAUUUAACACUGAAAAUUAACAAAAUACCAACGUAUGCAAUAACAUAACAAAUGAAGAAAUAAAGGAAAAUGAAUGAAACGAAACAUCUGAUGAAUAAAUAUAUGAAUCAUUUUUCGCAUUCAUUUCAGUGAUCAAUCAUUAUGAAAUAGCAAACGAUUCGAAACCUAUUUCUAAUUAACAAAUUGUUACAUGACUUAAUUGAGACACGUGGCGUGAAAACACAGAAACAUCUCAGGCUAAUGCAUUGUUUUCUAAACAGAUUUAAAAAUAAACGACAUUUUAUCUCUGACACCUAUUAAAUUAGGGAGGGCGAUUCUAAAACUUUAGGCAUUUUGUGAACAUAAUGAAAUGGACGAGUUAAUUAAUCUAUUAGGCUGUUAAUCGUAUUUGCCAUAUUUGAGAGAUUUUAGCCCUUAUUAUGCAGAAGCACAUUUACUAAUAUGAACCACGUUAGCACAAUAAUAAUAUGUUCCUACCUGCAAAGUACAAAAAAAUACUAGACGCAAAAUGAAACGGUAGAAUUUCCUAGCUAAAUUUCGUCAUUAUUUUAUUAGUAUAUAUAGUAUAUUAGUCCAUUGCCAGACAUAGGCCUAAUCUAAUUCAUGCCACUGAGCCUGAUCUUUGGCUCGUCCCGCUAAAAUGAAUAGAUUUUGGGUUAUUGCUAUACAAUCCCAAUAAAGAUAAACGAUAAAUUAUUGGCAUUUAAUUCAUACAAAAUACCGUUUCUUGUGUAGAAAUUUAGUGAGGUUUAUAUCCUUUACCUGCUCAACGGUAAAUGGAAGAUAAAUAGUCUACAGUUUGAGGAUUGUUCUCGUGUUCUCGCCAUAUGCUGAGUGCGUCUAUUUUUAUGAACAGUUUAUUAUACUUAAGCGUUUCUCCGUAAGGUUAAACGUCUAGUUAUUUUCAGUUCUGAAGGGAUUGUAAAGGAUUCUGACUUAUUUAUUAUAAUCACUGAUAAUGUGGCUUUGAAAUUAGAUGUAUUUGUGAGAGCACAUACACCCACUGAUUGAAAGCUACUUGAAAGGUUUUUAAACAUAAUAAUUUAUGUGAGUAUGAUUAAAACAGAAUAGGCAAAUGUCGAAUUAGCAAUAGCAAUAAUCAUUCGAAUAAAUUGAAACCUAUCGCUGAAUAAUAAAUUCAUUUAAAGUACUUAAGUAAAUGUUGCUAAGUGAUUCAUGAAUCAAACGUUUUUGUUUGUGGUUUUGAUAAAUGUAAGUAAUAUAAUCGCAACAGCAACAAAAAACUUAUGGGUACUUGAAGCAACAAAAUGUCUUUCUAAAGUUUUAUUUUUAAAUACAAAACAAAAAGCGGCUAAUCUUCUAUAAAAUAAAUUUGUAAUAACUGGUGAGUAAAUAUCCAAUAAAAUGUAACUUUUUCAUCGAAAUAUAUUUUGAGAAAUAUAAUUCAACAAAAGAUUCUAAUAAAGAAAACAGUGUAAAAGUGACCGCCACAAUAUUUAACGGCAUAAAACAAAAUGCCAGCAUUGAAUGCUCGAUUAGAAAGAACGAUAAAAAGUUUUAAGUUAUUAUUCAAAGCGGGCAUUAUUUCACACAGAUGCGUGUAGUUGUGUUUGGAUGACAUCAAAGAAUUUAACUUUAGAUUAAUUAAUGACAUCAUAUUUGUUUAACUAGAAUGAGAGCGCGAGUUUAUUUUAACACAUGCUUUUCUCAGAAGCGUAAAGAUUUCAUGGUGUAUGGUUUAUUGAAGCCAGAUUGUAAGCUUUGAUUUUCUAAUUGAAAUGAUGAUUGCUGCUGUCAUCUCCAUUUCCUAUUAUGCUAUUACUAAAUUAGCAUCUUCCGAAAAAUAUUUAUUCAGACAUACCAGAUCUAAUUGAUCUAAAGCCAAACCUUUAAUUCUAGGCUGCUUAAGAAUGAUUUAAAUCAUAAAUGAAUCACGACUUUGCAUAAAGUGAUUAAAGAAGUUCAUUCGUAAAUGAAAACAAAUUCUGAUAUUCAAAUUAUUAUUGAGACAAACGGGUGUAAAUGAUUUUGAAAAACUUGAUUGAAAAGAUAAAACUCGGAGUGCUGCAAAUAUAUUUAAUUUCAAAGCUAAAAUUGAUGCAAUAUGAAACUCAAAUGAAACACAUUUCUCACUUAGAAUUCUCUCUGAUUAGUUUUCGGUUAGAUGUGCUGUGUACUUAGUAUAAUUAUCUUAAUUAUUGACCUCAUUUGACGAAUCUCUAUGUCCGAUAGGUUAAUUUAUUUUUGCAUGGUCUUUUAGGUCUCUUUAUGACGACGCAUUCUUAGCAUGAACCUAUCAAUGUUGAGGUUUCAUGCUGAUCAGGUGUUGUAAGAGAGAUUCUGAUGCCAUGGGUUAAAUAAUUUUAUAUAAGUUGGGCGUUUUCCAAAACACAAUGUAUCAUGGUUGACACAUGCGUCUGGGUAUUUACUGUCGUGAUUUGGUUUCACUGACUCAUAUUUUUGGCAAUUUGCUAAAUUUCGUUCGCGUCCAUAAUUAGCUGAUCAGUUAAUCUAAUAGACAUUAGGAAAUAUUAUUAUGCUUUGCUGUGGAUGUAGUUAUGCAUUUUAAUGAUGCAUUUUUAAAUAAUGCUAAAAUUAUUGACAUUAUUAAUUAGUUAUCAAGACGAUUCGUUGACUUCACAAUCACAAUGUUAACAGAAACCGAGAAAGUAAUUGACCAAGUUGUUAAUAUUUUAGCACCACGGUAUUGCCUCGGGGAUGAUAUUUGCUGAAGGUAGGUUGAUUUUUGUAAAAUUCACUAGCAAAUUAAUUUGAAAUAAUUUAAUUGAAAUCCAAAAAAAAAAUCCAUAGCAUGAAAAAAGAACUCUUUGGCUUUUCAAGGUAAGAGAAGCUCCAGAAAAGGUAUUCACUUUUUUUUAAGAUUUAAAUAUUUUUUUCUUUAAGGGCACAGGGAAUUCUACGCACUGCUGUAGGUAGAUUAUCAUCAAAUUACCUACAUCUUUUUCUUGAAUAGUAGUUCCUUUUUUUAAUUAAUGCUGUAGAAGCACAUAAGCUAUAAUUGAUAUGACCAAUUUAUCUUCGUAAUGUAGUUGUUUUUCAAUAAUAAAAAUAUAUUUAAUUCGUAUCUUUGUAAAGGCAUUAUCAUAGAACAGUAAGGCCAAUAUAAUCUACUAAAAGCAUAUGCCACAUACCCAAAAAGACGUUUCUUUUAGAUGAUUUAUAUCUCAUAUAAUGAUUCUGUUUCACAUGCUUGGUCAGGAAAACUGAAAAAAAAUAAUAAAUUUACAUUAAGUUCAAAUCUGUUACGUUUUCCAAAUUGUUAAUGAUAAAUUAAAAUACACAGAUUCUGAAGUUUAACACAUAUUGAGCUAAGACAGGAAGGAAGAAUAACCAUUCAAAAUGUAAAACUAUCAGAUCUAAACUGAAGCAUAAUUUAUAAAUCUGACGAUAAUAAUACAACAUCGGUGCUUUGUAUAUCUAAUCUAACAAUUAUUUUUGCUUUCUCCAUUCCUGUAUGUACCUAAAUAUUGAAUCUAAAUCCUUUACCAUAAUGAAUUACCAAUAACAUUCUCUUAUUAUGACGACUAUUAUUUAACUAUGUUGGUUUCAUCCAACUUUAAGUACUGUGAAGAUGAAUGAGGCGGAAACAUGCAUUUCACUGUAUAGGUAUCAGGCGCGAGUAUAUUAAUAUCGAAUAAAUUCCUAAUUGCAAAUGUCACACGGACUUCUACCAUCAAAAAUCCAAUUUCAUGAUCUAGUUUUAGUUUACCUAUAUCUUCAAACUGCGUCAGUGGCGCAAAUACCAUGUACAUCGUGAAGCGAGGAUAUUGGAAGGUUGUAUCUGUAAAAGUUACCAACUGUAACUAGGCUUAUAAGUGCUUCAAUUUAAGAUGCAAAAAUAAAUAGAGACACAAAAUAGACGUCCAUUUAUGGAAAAUAGUUCGUUACAUAUCUUUCUCGUAACCUUUUCACCAAGACCUAGAUCUUUUCGUGCGUUGUAAAGACCCUGGACCUAAUCAAGAGCCAACAACAAUAAUUUAUAAUGCCAUCAACACAAUACCAAACGUGACCCAACGCAGUUACGUAACUCUGUCGGACUUAAUUGAAUCUGACCUUGUCGCAGCAAUUGAAAUUGAUGCAAAUUAAAUAAGACUCAACAAUGACAAAGUAGCCAAUUAACUUCUGGAGGUAGAAAUAGCGUUUAUUAAAUGCAGAAAUAAGAAAAUAUUAAUUAAAUCUGAAUAAUAGUGUCAUUUUGGAGAACGUUUACACCCAAAGUGAGGAUUUUAAGAAUAUUCUGUCACAUACAACGACUCUUCGAAACCUUAACGCGAUUCUUCCAGGUCGGUAAGCUGGCUUGGUUGAUUGUCACUCUCUCUGUCUGAUGAUGAAUGAUAUAGCUUAUUAGUCUCUCCAUCUCCGAUAUAUGCUAAAUGCAUAGAUAUAAUCUAGUUGUCUAAUGAACAAGAAAUUACAAAAAAAUUUCGUUUUAGGCACAGGAUUGCGAUAUUUAAAUAAAUUUGAGGUAAGUCUGGCCUAUACAACAAAAGGGAAAUCCAAUUUUCUUGGCACUCUUUUUGUCUAUUAGCAACAACUUUCAAUACUCCCAUCCCAAGGUAUUUUAAACCAAACUCAUGAAAGUGUUAGUACAUCCAAUUCUCAAAAAAGUCGGCUGACAACAGGCCUAUUGCCAUAACACCAUCAUCGUGCACAGCCAGCUAUUGGGGAACGUCAGUUAACCAAUGACCAACAAUACGGCAUUCGCCAUAGAUGAUCGGCUAGAAAAUACUUUAAUGAAAUUUCUGAUUUUGUAGUUUCAGCUGUUCGUAUUAGCCUGACCAAUCUUCAUCUACUGGCCUAGCCUUUUGGAUACUAGGCUCUUGGUUACGUUACAAGUUUACUGAAUUUUUAAGACUUGAUUCAUAAAACGCCCAAAAUAUAAUGGAAUGGUCCAAGCAAAUUACUCAUUUCUCUUUAAUCACUAGCUAGCCAAAUUAAAUGUUUUUUCCCAGCAAAGUUAAAUACAAAUAUCUUAAAUCAUAUAUUGAAAAUUCAAAUCAUGCUUCAUCAAUGGUUUCUUUCAUUUUAAUCUCUCGUCGCUAAACAAUAAGCGCUAUACUAACUCUCUUGUUAUGUAGUUAUGACUGUCAGUAACCGCCUUUUAUUUCAAACGCUAAAAUGAAUCUAAUAGUAUUUAGGUUAUCGCGGUGAUAAUAAUCCGAAAAAUUUCCACUCCAAUGGACUUCGUCAAAUAUUUUAGGAUGGACAUUGGACAGACUGAUUUAUCAAUGAGUCUUAUCCUUCCAAUUGAAUAAACAAACCCUAUUCGAAGUAAAUAUAUUGAGCACUUUAUUACAAACUUUAUUGAGCACAAUAUUUACUGAGAAAAAUUAAAUCAUCUAAAUAACUAACUAAGAACAUACUCCCGAGCACAAAAAGGAGAAAAGAAGGUACUUUGUACGAACAAAGCUAGAAGCAUAAAAUGUUUUAAUUACAGAAUUUAAAGAUUAAUAAUAACUUUAAAAGCUCUACAUUACCGAUAAGUUAAGGUCAUAUCAAAUUAAGAGUUUGUGUAAAAUAAGACUCUAGAAAAAUAUAUUGCCAUCUCUUUCCCCAUUCACGUAUUAAAAGUGAACAAAUAUCUCCUGUCUCGCUCAGAUGUAAUUCAAUAUGAGUCUGCGGUCUACCUGUACAUUGUGUCUUUGGAAUACCUGAUAAAUUAAUUGAUAACUUUAAGACUAUAUUAAUUUCUUUACAUACGCAAUAUUUAAACGUUUAAGAGACAAGGUGGAUGAGUUUUAAUCAAAAGGUGCCUGGCAUUAAUGUCUUUUGUUCAAACCUUUAUCGUAAUAUGAAUUUAUCUGUCAAUAGAUGGCGUUAUAAUGUUUAGUAUGGAAUUAGAAGGAAAAGCUUGCUACAAUAUAAAAGAAGGUAUUUCAUGAAGGUGAUAUGAAAUGCAUUCUUAUUCACGGACAACAAAAUAAUAUAUGUCUCUUAAAUUAAUUAAAUAAUAUUAUGAAUAGAACGUCAGAAAAUACUGUUGGGCGCCAUCUUGUUUUGUGCGUAAAGGUUUAGACAAGAUUCGAUAAGCCAAUUGUUUGCUCAGUGGAGGUUGUCAUUUUCUAUCAUAUUUUAGGUGAAUUUUAUUUUUUAUUUCUUUUGAAAUCAUUAAUUUCGUCCACUUUAUUAGGAGCAUUGAAUAUUGUGGGGUUCCACCAUUGGUGAUUGUGUGAUAUAAAAUUUAAAAAUGUAUUAUAACUGCGAUUGGGUAUAACAUAAAUCAAACAGAAAAAGGAAAACGUUAAAAAUUUGUAAUUAUAUAGUAUAGAAUGAGUACAAAAACUGUUAAUAGGCAAAAAGUGAUUUAGUGUUGUUAACGCCCUGCCUAUAGAUUUAACUGUCGGUAUAUUUUUUCAAUCCCAUUCAGUUUUGGAAUUAAGCGAAUAAUACUAUAUAAAGAAAGAUGUUUUAAACAAGAAUAUGGCAUAAAUAUUAUUUUAAAGUUAUGAUAAGUUAAAAUCGUAACAAAAAGUAUUAACGCGCCAUUUUGGCGUUUGUGCAAGCAUAGCCUCUACCUGCGUUUGAAAAUGGAACGGCACAAUAGACAAUGCUCUUUUUUUAAAUUCACAUUGGUGCUACUAAAGACUAAAGUUUACUAGACAGAGAGAACCAGUUUGAUUGGCAGCUACUAUGAACCUUAUCGCAAUAAAAUAUCCUUGUAUCCUUGAAGAGUUUGCGACGCCUACCAAUACAUUUACUGCGAAAAGGUUCUACUAAUAAAUCAAAAUGGUCGACUGUCAUUUUUUCGUACUUAAUUUCGUGUGGCGUCACCUUUGUACUUAAUUUAAUAUAGUAUUAUAAAAACUACCUCUUAAACUGUUUAAAAGUAUUUUUCUAUUUAAUACUAGACAGCUCGCCACCUUGUUUCAUAUUAUAUUCGAUGGCUUUCCGAAUAUCCUAAAUUAAGGCCUUUGCCUAUUCCUAAAUCAAUUGUUGGUUAAAAAUAAUAGUAUGUAGGUUCGCGGAUUUAUAAGUGUAUAUUUUGCGGUGAAAUAAAUUGCUAUUUAUGUGGCCAUAGUUAUUUUAUAGGAGCAGAGAUAUUUAAUAGAGGCGGAAAAAUGUAGGUAUUAUUUUAGUAGUUUAGACGGCAAUCUAAUUUGUUGCUACUCGAGUCUGUGAGAGGAAGACUAUGCAUAGAUUAUAGAGUAACGGUUGACAGCCACAAUGUUUACUUACUCGGGGUUCAUGAUUCGAAUUUUAAACGAUAUUCUUUCUGUUUUAGUUUUAAUUUUCUAAUGCUGACAAUUUAUUUCUGAUGUCAAUUCUAUUCUUAUAUAUUUUCAUGGUUGAGUUAAAUUUCACGAUCAGUAAAGAUAUUAUAAUUUGAAAAAAAGGAAAUCAAAAUAGAGGUCAAAACUACAUAAAGAAAUUUUUACCCGUAUGUGUAUACCUAACGGGGAUUUCUUGUAAUCAAGUGUGUUGAAAAAUGAUUUUCUUUUAUUAAAAUAUAGUUUAAGCUGAGAUAAAAUUAUAAUAAUUGAAGUGUACAUCUAUAUUAUAUGAAUAUUUUGUCGCCUAAGUAACUCAAGUAACAGUUUUUAUUCCAUUUUUUUGUUCAAGUACAGUGUUACAUAGAAUGGCGUAAUAACUCCAAAAGACUUGACAUUUCGUAUUGUUAUUAAAAUCGCUUUGUUAUUUUACAUUUUAUUCAUGAAAUGUACAUAAAAGAUUCUGUCAGCUUAUAAUUAUCGGUCUAAAGCUUAAUAUUGUAGGUUUCAAUAACUGAAUAUUUGUUGAAACGUGUGUUCACUGUCAGAUGUAAGAGUUAGUGAUCAAUUUAAGUAAAAAUGUAAUUUUUAUGACAAACCUGUAAAUGUGUAGAUCUGAACCUAUGAAAUACAUUAAUACAGCCAUUUUAGAAGUUUAAUAUUUCUAUGUUUCAAAUGCUGUUAUGAAUAUUUAUUUUUAUUUAAUAAGUUAUUGUGUUAAAUCUUUCUCAUCUUUUUGUGUGUCUGUCUUAGAUAUUCAAUACGUCUAGAUAGAGCCUUUUGCUGCAAGACAACUGAUGAAAAUAUGCCAGGUUUAUAAGUUUAGUGUGCGUGACAUGCUACGUCUUACUGUUAGUUUGCGUGCAUUGCUCGAAAUAGAGGUUAACUGUCAACCCCUAUUUUUUUCGUAAUUUUCACAGCUAUCUAGACGUAUGAAUGAUCUAAGGUGUCUUUAAUGUGGUUUUACAUUUAUACAAAAUAUUGAAACAGAGAUACAAUAUUAAUUUGAUGUAUCAGAUUUAUUAUCGAAAAUGUAUUAAUAUCUUGUAUCAAAACAUUGUUGUAAAUCUUGAAAUGUGUCUUGUUAUUCAAGAACAGUUUAAAAACAAGUUUAAUUAAUAUCGACAGUCUGUUAUGAAAUAUGUAUAUUUUAAAUUACAAUGAAGUAUUAUAACAAUGAAAUUUCUUUAUGUUUUUAGUGUUUUAAACGAAAUAGCAUUUAGAAAUGACUUAUCAGUGAAAUUGUCAACGUUAUUGGAAAAUUUAGAUUCAUUUUCCUGUAAGCAAACACUCCCUUGCCACAUUUCCUGUUGAAAUAUUGGCUUCAAACAAACUAGCCUAUAUUUUUUGUUUGUAUAUAGAUAAAAGUAUCGAUAGAUCUUAUAAGUCAUUUCAAGUUUAUGUGUUUGUCACCACAUAUAAGUUUUACACGUGAAAAUAACUUGAGUCUUGGAAAAGUAAACCAAGCAUUUAUCUGUUAAUAGUAUUCAUGCUCUGGAAAGAAGGAUAUAGGGACGUCACUUUUAUCAAAGAAGAUGCAUCUAAAAAAGUAAUGGCUAAUUACCGUGAUGCAUUAAUGUAUAUUAACUUAUGUUUAGUAAAAUUUAAUAGGUAAAUCAUAAAUUUAACCACAGAUCACUACAAGGCAGUUAAAUAACACGAACCAUAUAAAAUACAGUAAGAGCAUCUAUAAGAGGAACUUUAAGGGAAAUGAAAUAAAAUUCGAGUUUUCAAUUUGUCGGUAAAUAUUCGACUUAUUAUAUUAUUUUGAGAUAGAUAUAUUGUGUUUAUUUUUGGGGUGUAAAUAUAUUAAAAUGGUUUAUAGUUUUAGAUUUCGAAUGAGGGAGAUCGAAAUGAGUUUUUGAGUUGUGACAGUUUUGUACUGAGUUUUUCAUUUUAUGAUGAUCUACUAUAUUUAGCUUAUAAUAAGCUAUGUUUAAAAUAUGUGCUUGGGUGCAUUGUUAUUUAAGCAAAGUUCGUGCAGAUAUCGUGUUCCCGCUAUUGUAUAUUUUUAGUGUUUUUCUUCGGAUAAUUUAUGAAGUCAGACUAAUUUUUCACAGAUAAUUUCUUUAUAGCCUUAACAAUAUAUCUGUUAUCCAUACAAGUUCUGUAAAGUUAAUACGAAUCUGUAAAUACGAAUUCCGAAUGCACAAAUGCAAUUUCAUACAAAAUGUGCUACUUGGUGCACUAUUCCUAUAUUUAAAAAAAAGUUCUGAUUUCGAUUCUGAAAAUUUUGCAUUCGGCAUCCUAAACGCAAUAUUCUCACACGUUUGGUAUAAACUGCCGCAACUGUUCAUUCGUUUCCAUUUUGAUCUAUACUAGCUUCAAAAAUAUUGCCGUGGUCCUAUGGAAUUCCUAUUUGGUUUUCAAUUCCGAAAAUCAAAUCGCAUAACAUAUGGCUAAUUUUAUAUUGUGGUUCCAUGGUGAGAAUGUUUGGUUUACUAUCUGUCUAUAAAUAGUCUGCAACCUUGCAAUACCUAGUGACGUAACCAUCCUUUUUUCUAGUUCAUGCUAUUAAAACUUAAUUUAUACUAUUAUAGUAAUGCGCGAAACAUCUAUAUGAAUUUAUAUUAUUUUGUAUUCUUCAGUAUAAUUAACUUUACUUAUAUUUUUUCUCCUCUACCAAUAAUUGUAUAAAAGUGACGACUAAAAUUUGACAUUCCUAAAUUUGUGUUGUCUCUCUCUAAUGAACGCAUUAAACGGACUAAAGAAAGAGACGAUUAUAAAUUUGAGUGUUAUUGUAAUUGUAUAUUUUGUAACGUACCGGCCAAUCUCUGCUCUUGAUUAUAAAUUGUUAUAAGGGUCAUCCAUAAUGGCGUCAUCAGAUUAUUGAAAACUAUAUUCAGAAAAACGUAUGAAUUUACUAUGAAACGCAUUUGUUACUUUUCAAAGAUCGAAUUUAUUCGUUGGAAGUCCAUUACCACAUAAUAUGAUCGAUGGAAUUUACGCAACUGAAAUUCUGCUGCAAAUUUUACGCUAUCAAUCUUCCUAGAAAUUACAAAAUUUUCUUGCAAACUACAUGAGGGUUAGCAAUGCUUUUCUUCUCUGCUUCUCACCGUCUCAGCAAAGUGUGGGUAAUCACUAAGCAUUAGGAACUCGUUUCAUUUCACCCACACAAUUUUAAUGGAUAAUGUGUCACACUACCUAGCUAAGACUCCCUCCAUAAGUUCGUUGCAGAAACAAGAGCUAUCAAAGUUAAUUAUUCUCGAUGAGCAGUGCUUGCUUGGUGAUCAGAAACAUUCCUCAGCAAAUCUCACCGCCCACUUUCUUCUACAGUGCGACUAAUCGCUCGUCGCCCUUGUACGCUCGCAACAGCCCAGCCACAAAAGUUCUAGUUUUCAUUUUUUGUGACAAAAGUAAUGAAAUGAAAAGUAAUCUAAAAUACCUUUUACCGUCCUUUUCCCUUUAAUUAAACGAUAAUAAGUAUUGUACUCAAAAUACUGAAGGACUGUUUGAUGUUUUAUUAUAAAAAGCGAUUUGUUUCUUAUAUAUAUUGACUUAAAUUUUUGGGUGUGUGAGCGACUUUCGAAAUUUUUGGAUGUUGUUUUCUAAAGUUCACUCUUUUACAUUAAUUGAAUUGGAGGUUUUUCUUGCCACAAUAAAAUCUAGCUUAAAAAGCUGCCAUUAUAAAAAUGUAACGUAUCAUAUAUAUUUUUAUUCUAAAAAGAGAUUUUAAAUCAAAAACUAUCACUCUUUCCAGUGCCUCAGACCUGAGAAGAACAGACUCAGUAAACUCAGCAGGCUUCUACGUGUUUUUGUCGAUCAAAGCAAGAGAAACAUUUUGAUGUAUUGCAUAGAUGGCACUAACAAUAGUUAAGACCGCCCUUAGUCAAUAAAAAUAAUUAAUAAAUUAGGAUGUGAGUUUCGUAGUGUGAUAUCACUUAAAUAAUUGCAUGAGGAUUCGAAUUUCGAAUAGGGAUGAUUAUUAUGCCGUUAAAGAUUGAUCAUUCAUCAUUAUUGUUUAUUCAGAAGAGACACCAGCAACACAACAAUCAUCAUUCAAUUAUACUAUUAAGCACUUUAAGGACAGCUCAAUAAGAACAUAGCCUUAUGCCUUUGCUGGUGUAAACAGCAUUUAAAAGUAUGAUUAACUUACAAUGAUGAACAAAUUAUACCGUGUAAAGAAAAAAAAUAUAGAGAACCAAAAAAUGAUGAUGGAAAUGACUUAAAUUACAUUUGAAAGAGAGAAGAAGAAGAGAAAUAUAACGAUGUAAUCACAUUAACGUUUUCAAUCACGAAUUCUUUUAAAUUUCGUAAAACAUUUGUUUUAUAAUUUUCUGGGAUCAUGUUGUAGAAACAUAUACAUCGCCCAACAAAACAAUUACUAAAUCGACUUAACCAAGUACUAGAAAAUUCGCUAAUAAUUAAACGACAUAUUAUUUAAAGUUCUGAUACGAUGAUUCAGAGAUUUCUAACCACUUUCUAUUCAUCGCAUAACUUAUACUCCACACAUCAAUUUUAUAAAUUGUAAAUAUUUGCUUGUUUAUGCUUAAUCAUCUAUUACAUUUUGCAAAAAGCAUACGUUUUACCACACCGUACAACGUUUAAUAAGUGCAAUGUGACAGCACGAUUACAGCGUAAUUUGCCAGAAUUUUGGUUGCGUAUUCUACGCUAGUUUCCUACACGAAGAAGAAUGAUAUUGGUUCGUUGAAAUCUAAGGUUGUUAUUUGUACCGAUAAUUUCAGAUGAAUUUAGAUUUGUGUCAUUAUGGUUGACCUGGAAUGGGGUGUAAAAUAGUUUCGCGUAAGGGUGGGUUGUCGAAAAUGUACCUUCUAAGUAUUAUGUAUAAGUAUAAUGUAAAUAUGUUGUUAAGUGUAGAACCCUGUAGCUAUUUAUUUUUACGAUUUCUGGCCUUUGUUGAAAUCCAAAGUUUUAAUUUAUUUUUCGACCAAUAAAUGUUGGAGAGAACUAUAA